Molecule: messenger RNA, 1326 nt
Organism: Seminavis robusta
Lineage: Eukaryota; Bacillariophyta; Bacillariophyceae; Naviculales; Naviculaceae
Source: the annotation of a GenBank genome assembly
CUAUCACCCACUCAAAAACCCCAACUCCCAAUUCACCACCAACCAACAUGAACUCUUCAGUUGACAAGGAUAACUCUCCGGAGGAUGGAUUUGAAGAGGUUGUCAGCAAAAACAAGAAGAACGCAACCGUAAUGGCUACUCUGGUUUCCAAAAAGGCAAAUAAGAUUGGAAUCUGCUUCACCAGAGUUGGCGACAAUAACUCAUCUGCCUUCACCCAAGAGGAACUCAACAAAAUCAUCAAGUUGGUAGGAGAAGUGGACAAUACUGCUGUGCUUAUGCCAUUCAACUGCAACAUCAACCAGGCCAUCUCGAUCAGAAAAGCCGCCACUGGAGAUUGGGUUGCAUUCGGAGAUAUAAAAAACACCCGCUGGGGAACCGACAUGCAAAACCAGUUCAAGGCUCACUUCACCAUUUGGAUUGCCUCAGACAGCAUUGGCAGAAAUCUCAGGACACUCAAAGAGCAUCUUCCUCUGUCAGGAUACCUCAAAACGGUCAACAUUCAGAUGAGACCUCACAAUCUACGAGAAAGUGUUAGUAAGUCGGUAGGCUUCCUUUUGGGUGCUAACCCAGAGAAAACUUACCGCAUUGGAGUUACUGCUGACAUGGAAGCACAUUUGAAGACCCACAAAGUGCCACCUUUCAAUGUUCAACGCACAACUGUACGCUGUGGAACCACCAGGUCUGACACAUUGUCCAUGUUUGUUGGUGAGAAAGACUUAAACAGAGUAACAGAGAUUCUCAAGAAACAUCCCUUCAAAGGACCCCAGAUCAUCUUCAGUGAUACCAAAUCCAACAAGGAAGACUUCGAGAAAAACCUUAAGGUCAACAAUGAAAUCAAGAAAAGGUGUGGAGCGGUGAAAGUGAUUGGAGCAAAUGGUGACAUCAUUGAAGCACUGAAAACCGUGGCAGAACAAAACAAAGCACUCAACAUCAUCCACAUCUCGACCACAAGCCACACCAAGGACACUGGAACAAUCUAUGUCGUAUGUCUCAUGGACAAAAAGGAUGAAGUGCAUCAAUUCAUACAGCAGUCAAUCCAAAAUCAUUGCACUAACAAUCCCGACAUCCAAGCACCAAUCAUCGUUCCCCUUAGUCGGGAUGAUCGCACCGUGCAGACCCAACAAACCAGAGCAACAAAAGCAACCACAAUCACCAAAUUCGACUUUCUUCUGUCAUCAGCAGUUUCAGAUCAAACCCAACAAAACCCCAUGAACACCACACGCCCCUCCAUUCCGACAGCUAUAGUAGCCACCAACAGUUAUGCUGCGAUUGUAGCUGGAGCCAAAUCCAAUCAAUCCGACAAUGAAUCACAGAGCAACCAUGAAG